This is a messenger RNA of Cuscuta campestris, 1434 nucleotides long. The record is from the annotation of a GenBank genome assembly. Lineage: Eukaryota; Viridiplantae; Streptophyta; Magnoliopsida; Solanales; Convolvulaceae.
AAGGAGGCACAGAUCGCGAGGAGCAGCGAGCCCCAAAUCGGCGAAGGUAAAGGCGGUGGUGAAGAUGAUGGAGGCAAAAGUGAAGGCGAGGGUGAUGGCAGUGAAGGUGAUGGUGGCAGCUUUACAAAUCUGGGAAGCCGUCGAUAUCGAAACUCUAGAUCCGCUUCGGCUAUCACAUCUCCACCGAGAUCACGAGGACAAACGUGUUGACAACCCACUCGUUCAGCUCUAUUUCAUUUUCUGGAUGUCACGAUCAAGUAAUCAAAGGGGGGGCAAAUCCUCAACAAAGCCUUCUCUCAAAUCUCUCUCUCAAAAAGCUCUCUCUUUCACAGACAAAGACAGGGCAUCAAUGGCGACGGCACGUGAGGAGAACGUGUACAUGGCAAAGCUUGCGGAGCAGGCUGAGCGGUACGAGGAGAUGGUGGAGUUCAUGGAGAAGGUGGUGGCCGCCGCCGACGGCGCCGAGGAAUUGACCGUCGAGGAGCGCAACCUUCUGUCCGUUGCCUACAAGAAUGUGAUCGGCGCUCGCCGUGCGUCGUGGAGGAUCAUCUCCUCUAUCGAGCAGAAGGAGGAGAGCCGCGGAAACGAGGACCACGUGGCGUCGAUCAAGGACUACAGAUCUAAGAUCGAGUCGGAGCUUACCUCGAUCUGCAACGGCAUCCUCAAGCUCCUCGAUUCCAAGCUCAUCGGCGCCGCUUCUUCCGGCGAUUCAAAGGUCUUCUAUUUGAAGAUGAAGGGCGACUAUCACCGCUACCUGGCUGAGUUCAAAACCGGAUCCGAGAGAAAAGAGGCCGCCGAGAACACUCUCUCCGCUUACAAAUCUGCUCAGGAAAUUGCCAAUGCAGAACUAGCUCCUACUCAUCCUAUUCGUCUAGGCCUGGCUCUCAACUUCUCUGUAUUUUACUAUGAGAUCUUGAACUCUCCAGAUCGUGCUUGUAGUCUUGCCAAACAGGCCUUCGAUGAGGCGAUUGCAGAGCUCGACACUUUGGGAGAGGAGUCCUAUAAAGAUAGCACUCUCAUCAUGCAGCUUCUUCGGGAUAAUCUCACUCUCUGGACAUCAGACAUGCAGGAUGAUGGAGGAGAUGAGAUCAAAGAAGCAUCCAAACCCGACAAUGAGCAAUAACUUUCUCGAUGAAGUGCUUAACUUUGAAGUAUUCCUUGUUAUGGCUUGCUAUCAGGUUGAAUCCUGCUUUCUAGUGCUAGUUUUUUAUUUCCAUGGUUUGCAACAUUUGAGUGAACUGCUACUUUAUAUUUAAUGGUGUUUCUGAACUUUGAUUCCUAGUUUAUUUUCUUAUCCCAACUUGAAUUUGUCCUAGGGAUGUUUUCCUUCUCCUCAAAGGAAUGAGGCAUUAAGAAAUCAUUACCAUAUCUCUUGCUCAGUAUCUUGUUUUAGUUUUUUGGAAAUUGCCUCUUGAAUUAAUUGGGUCACAUUGU